This is a messenger RNA of Bubalus bubalis (water buffalo), 4427 nucleotides long. RefSeq names its product tumor necrosis factor receptor superfamily member 10B. The coding region runs from base 81 to 1019 and encodes 312 amino acids. Lineage: Eukaryota; Metazoa; Chordata; Mammalia; Artiodactyla; Bovidae. The transcript has 8 exons. Gene Ontology annotation, molecular function: TRAIL binding. Gene Ontology annotation, biological process: TRAIL-activated apoptotic signaling pathway; positive regulation of apoptotic process. The record is from RefSeq and is a predicted model, not a curated record. Gene Ontology annotation, cellular component: cell surface; plasma membrane.
CUCAGAUUAAACAGCAGAGCUCCCCUCCGCGCAGCUCGCAGGGGUAAUCUCGCGCCCCACGAAACACACUUUCAUUUCUGAUGGCUCUGGAGGCUGUCACCCCGCGGCAACCUGGACAGCGAACGCUCCCCGCCCGCACCGUGCAGCGGGGACAGAGGGCAGCGGCCGCCUCGAGCUCCCGGGCAGGGUGCACCCAGGGCCCCAGGCCUCGACUCCGGGGCCCCUGGGCUCUCAUCUUCACCGUCUUGGGUGUCUUGCUGUUGGUCAAAGCUGCUUCAGCCAUAUCUGUAAGGAAGGAUGAAAUUCACCAGCAGUCAUCAGCCCCACUGGAACGGAGCCCCCAGCAGAACUUAUGUCCACCAGGAUUCUAUAUGGAAGAAGCCAUUGGAGGUUGUGCCCCAUGCACCGAUGGGAUAGACUACACCAGUCAUUCAAACACCCUCCCUUCUUGCUUACCUUGCACGACUUGCAAAUCAGGAGAAGAAGAAAAAAAUGGCUGCACCCCGACCAAGGACACUGAGUGUCAGUGCAAACCUGGCACUUUCCGUGGAGAAGAUGCCCCUGAAUUCUGUCAAAAAUGCAGCACCGGGUGCCCUGAUGGGAAGGUCAUGGUCAUGGACUGUACCCCCUGGAGCAACAUCAAGUGUGUGGACCAAGAAUCAAGUACCCUGCCCCAUGGGGAGGCCCCAGUUCCUGGAGAGCUAGCAACCAUGAGCCAGAGACUACCCAUCACUCCCUCUCCCUCAUCAGGCCCUUCAAGGCUGGUGAUUAAAAUUGUAUCUGUAAUUGCCGCUGUCCUAAUCGGAUGUGUAUGGUGCUACUUUACAGGUCUCUUUAAUGAGUGCUGGCACAAGGUGAUCGGUUUCUCCAGCAUCUGGUGGCCUCAGACCCUCAGUAACUGCAUCACAACAAAGCCCAGGGUGGACACGGUCCCCGGUGUGUCCUAUGCUGUUGUCCCUGAGUCUCUCAACUGGCCUGGGGGCUCUAGGCUGAAUGUAGGAGGGAGACUGGCCUGCUGAGAGCUGUCCUAAGGCUGGUUGGCAGCGCUGGCCCUGUCCUUACUGUUUGAGACACCCUCACUCUGUAGCCCUGGGGCGUGGGGGGUGUCAGGCAGGGGUGCUCAGUUCCCCUUAGCAUCACACCAGAGUCUGGGUGCCAUCAGCAGAGCCCAGAUGUGCUGAGUCUAUGCCCACUUGGGGGGCACAGCACAGGUGUAGGUGGGAAGGCAGAACCUACUGUGUCCCCUCAGAAGCUGUAGGGGUUUGUGGGUUUGUGACUCCUGGGUCAGUGCCUUGCUUUUUCGAGGCCCUUUUCUGGCACUUAUGUCCCCCAGGAAGGUCUGGGGCUCUGGACCAUGCACACAACAACAGGCUGACCAAUGGAGAUUGACUUUCCAUUUUGGUCCCUUGGCAGAAAAAGAAGCUGCAGGAAACAACGCCCAGUCCCGAGAUGCAGCAAGCAGACUGCCUGUUGAAACCAGCAGCACCUGAAGGAUCUCAGAGGAGAAGAUGGCUGCUGGUUCCAACAGACACCACUGAAAAUGCCUUCUCCCUCUGUGACAGCAGUCUCCUCUUCCAGAUGCGCCCUCAUCCCCUGCUUGGGGCAGGACUCUCUGCUGACCUGGACUGUCCCCAACUGCUCUGGGUGCUGGCGAAGUCCAAUGCCCAGUGCCUGUGUGGCUUGUUUGCUGCUGGGAAGCAGGUCAGGGGCGCAGAGCAGCAGGCUUACCAGCAGGGGGAGCUCCUCAGGUUCCCAUCCUGAAGUCUAGGCCUGAAUUGAGGGUCCUUGGCCUUUGUGGAAGCCUGUUCCAACUCUGUCUCUGUGACUUUCCCCCAACCUAGGCCUGAAGCUAUUCUUCAGUGACUUUGCAGCUAUCUUUUCCUUGUGAUUUCUGUGAUUCGCUCUUGAUGCAGUUGGGCCUCACAUGAAAUGAGAUCCUUGUGACCAGAGAAUAGGCCUGGGUCUCUCCGGAUGCCUUGUGUGAAAUGCUGCCAGUCACCAAGAAGGGACAGGGGACCUCAGUCAACACCCUGAUGGAUGCCUUGGAAAUGCUGGGGCAAAGGUUGACAAAAGAGACAAUUCAAGAGCGCCUGCUGAACUCAGGAAAGUAUUAACAUGUUUAUGAAGAAAGGGAGACAGGCUCUGCUGUGCCCUGACUGUUUGAGGAUGUCAAUCUUUCAUUUCAGGACACACUCCUAAUAGACUUCUAGUUUUUAUUUGUAUUUGUUUGAAAUUUGUCAUUCAUGUUAGUAUGUAUGCAUUUAAUGAUGUAACUUAUAAUGAAGGUGUUAGUCACUGAGUCAUGUCCAACUCUUUGUGACCCUAUGGACUGUCGCCCACCAGGCUCUUCUGUCCAUGGGGUUUCUCCAGGCAAGAGUACUGCAGUGGGUUGCCGUUUCCUUCUCCAGGGGAUCUUUCCUACCCAGGGAUGGAACCUAGGUCUCCAGUUUUGACCACACCAGUCACAUCAACCUUAGGGAAUUGGGCAGGCAGACUCCUUACCGACUGAGCCACCAGGGAGGCCCUGUAACUUGUAAUAUACAUGAUUAAAGUGCAAACAUCUUGUAUGUCUUGGUACUUUUAUGUUUGUGCAUAUAUUUAUAUGUGUAGAAAAACAUUUUGCAAAUAUAAUUUCUAGGUUUAUGUGGGCUACCUGGUUGAGUACUGGCAAUCCAAAGCAAUUAGAAAUACAAAAGGAGGGCAUUCCCUAGCUGUUCAGUGGUUAGGACUCUGUGCUGAGAGCCCUGAGUUGAAUCCCUGGUCAGAAAGUAAGAUCCCACAAGCCAUGAGGCAAAAAAAAUAAGUAAGAUCCCACGAGCCAUGAGGCAAAAACAAACAAACAAAAACCUACAAAACAACAACAACAAUAAAGGAGAGCAAGCCCACUGCUGGGGGAAUUUGACCACUUUGGGAUUGCCUGGCGACUUCUUUAGGGUCCAGGCUUUAAACAUGUCAACUUUAUAGUUGGGUGAAUAUUUGUAUUUUUCCUAGGGAGAUGUUAACAAGUGAGCAGAGAGGGAGGGGAAGUGGCACCCCCGUGCUGUGUCUGGUGACCGUGAACUGGGCUGUCAUUCCCCGGGCUUCCUCCUGCUCAUCUGGGAGGUUAGGGUGGGACGUGGGUUAGAUAUGAGUGUCAGAUAGUUUCUGUGUCAUGUCUGCUCUUAUCAGUGACCUUCAUUGCAUCUGGGCUCAAGGAAGAGAGGACAGGGAUCUGCCAUAGUUUUUGGGAGGAAGAAUGGACGGGCUCCUGGGUUAUGUUCAGUGUUGGCUUGCUCCGCACUAGAUGGGCCCCCCUUGAUACUGGUGCUCUGAGCCCAGAAUUGCCUUUUUGUGUUUGAAUUGGCUGAUUAAGGAUCUCAGCCCCUCUGUAAGCUUUGAUGUUCUGCAGAAAAGACACAGAAAUGCUGAUUCUUAAAUACUGUGAGAACUGACCUAAAAUGCCUGCUAUAUUAGGUGUUUUUUUUUUUAAUUAAAAACUUUUUUUUUUUUUUACCUUCUGCUAAACCCUUCUCUGUAGUAUUCCAAUCACUGCAGGAUAAUUUAAUGGCAGAAGCAAUUCUCAGGGAGGUUUUUGGUCUAGUCCAUCUCAAGGCUUGUAUGUUGUCUUCCCUAAGGUUGAUGUGACUGGUGUGGUCAAAACUGGAAUUGCCUAAAAUUUAGGUACAAAUGGAUACAGUGUGUGGAGUUCACUUGUGUUUUGAGAAGGGCUGACCCCCGUGGUCUUGGUGCUACAUCCCUCUGGCCCUGAUGUCCCUCCCUUUCCUGGAAGUCAGGUGUUUCCUGUCUUUGCUGUCCCUUCUGUGCAGGACACUCUGCCUUCAUCCCCAGAAGGAGAUAGAAAUGAAUUCUUGGGACUUCCCUGGUGGUUCAGUGGUUAAGACUCUGCACUCCCAAUGCAAGGAGCCCGGGUUCAGUCUCUGGUUGGGGAACUGAGAUCCCACAUACCACAACUAAGCAUGUGCUCCGCAACUGAGCCCAUGUGCUGUAGAGCCUGCACAUCACAGCUAGAGGAGCCUGUGUGCUGCAGUGAAGAGUCUGCACAGCUAAAAUAAAUAAGAUACAAUAAAAUUUGAAACUGUCACCUAUAUGUUACAAAAAGCAUGUGCAUUUGUAAAACAGUUUAAGAAAAUAAAUAGUCAAGUGUCAGGUCACUUGUCCCUUUCUCAGAAGACUUCCUUGAGUGCCCAUCUAGAGUAUCAGCCUUGUCAGUAUUUGUCAUGUGUAUUCAUUUGUACCCGUUUCUUGUGUGUUUUACUAAUGAGAACCUUCAAGAAACGUGAAACUUGACUCCUUUGUUGCUUCCCGGUGGGUGCUUAGUCGCUCAGUCGUGUCUGACUCUUUGCGACCCCGUGAACUAAGCCUGCCAGACUCCUCUGUCCAUGCGAUUCUCCAGGCAAGAAUACUGGAGUGAGUUGCCAUUUCCUACU